Messenger RNA from Penicillium paradoxum, 882 nucleotides. Its product is annotated as putative transcription initiation factor TFIID, 31kD subunit. Gene Ontology annotation, molecular function: transcription coactivator activity; RNA polymerase II general transcription initiation factor activity; protein heterodimerization activity. Gene Ontology annotation, cellular component: SAGA complex; transcription factor TFIID complex. NCBI's taxonomy places the organism in Eukaryota, Fungi, Ascomycota, Eurotiomycetes, Eurotiales, Aspergillaceae. The record is from RefSeq and is a predicted model, not a curated record. The transcript has a single exon. Bases 1 to 882 code for a protein of 293 amino acids. Gene Ontology annotation, biological process: DNA-templated transcription initiation; RNA polymerase II preinitiation complex assembly.
AUGGCAUCUCCAAGCCAGGCACAAGGCUCUGCGCCCACAACCCAACCUCUCACCCCACCCGCCGAAUCCUCCGCUGCGAACGGAGUCUCCGCUCCCGCCGCAACAACCUCCCAGACCCAACCUCAUGUCGCGGCGGCAGCCCCUACCACAGCAACACAACCCCCACCAAUCCCCGGGACCUCCACGCAAGAUAGCGGGAAAUCACGACGACCACGGGACGUGCGGCUGGUCCACAUGCUCCUCGCGUCGCUCGGCGUAACCUCCUACCAAGACCGAGUGCCACUGCAACUUCUCGACUUCGCCUACCGCUACACCGCCAAUGUGCUACAAGACGCUGUGCAUCUGGCAACGGAAGGGUAUGCCGCGGCGACGGACGGCGGCGCGGGCGCAAAAGGCUCCGCCGAAGUAAGUAGCGUUUCUCUGCCGGCAUUGCGGUUGAGCAUUGCUUCUCGCUUGCACUUCCAGUUCCAGACUGGGCUACCGAAAGAGUUCCUCAUGGAUGUUGCGUCGGAGCGGAACCGUAUCGCUUUGCCUGGCGUGUCCCGGGGCUUUGAUCCGGCUGGUAUUGCUGCUAAUGGUGCUGCGGGCGCUGCGAAUCAAAGUGUUAUGAUGGGUGGUAUGCGCUUGCCUCCUGAGCGCUUCUGCCUUACUGGUUUGGGGUGGGAUUUGAAGGAUGAGUGGGACAGUGAAGGCGAAGAAGAAGAUAUGCCUGAUGUGAUGCAGCAGCCUGGGGCCGGGAGGGGUGGUGAUGGGACUGGGGAUGGUGAAGAAGGAGGUGAUGAGGAUGAUAAUGAUGGCAAGAUGGAGGAUAUCUUUGGUGAGGAUACCACAAUGGGUGAGGCAGGCGAUGGAGAUGAGGACCGCAAGAUGACUGAUGUAUGA